AUGUCUGCCAACCCACAAUGGUCACAUCACGAACAAGCCCUACCACAGGGGACGGCGGUUUCGUCAACGGCGAUGGAUGACGCAGAGAAGGGCAUCUACGACAACACAGCGGCGUUACCGGUGAUUACCACACCGCCACCAGCGUACAUCGACGAGAAGAAGGCGAUCCAAACAGUGUCGACGACCGAUGGUACGGUAACACCACCGACUCCGCCGGCAGCACCGGCCAAGAAGCCGGCGAAACCAAAGCCUAGCCGGUGGAUCCUCUUCCAGCUCUGGUUCAACACAUACCGCAAGUUCUUCACCUUCGUCACGGUUCUCAACCUCGUCGGGAUUGCCAUGGCCGCAGCCGACAAGUGGGACUAUGCGAGAGACCACUUGGGCGCGUUGGUGCUCGGCAACCUGCUCAUGGCCGUGUUGAUGCGCAAUGAGAUGUUCCUGCGGUUCUUGUACAUCAUCUCCAUCUAUGGGCUGAGAAGUUGGGCACCGGUGUGCAUUAAGGUCGGGGUGACUUCGAUUCUGCAGCAUGUUGGAGGCAUCCACUCCGGCUGCGCCCUUUCUGGCGCCGCCUGGCUCGUCUACAAGAUCGUCGAUAUCAUCCGGUACCGUUCCGUGCAGCACAGCUCUGUGAUUGCGAGUGGCAUUAUUACGAAUGUCGCUGUCAUCAUCUCGGUUCUGAGCGCCUUCCCCUGGAUCCGCAAUAACUACCACAACACAUUCGAGAGGCAUCAUCGCUUCAUUGGGUGGCUGGGUAUCGCCGCCACCUGGGUGUUCGUGAUUCUGGGCGACAUUUACGAUAUCAAACGAGGCGAAUGGAGACCCGACUCACACUCUUUGCUCAGCGUGCAGGAGUUAUGGUUCGCCGUGUUCAUGACAAUCUUCGUCCUCAUCCCCUGGGUCACCCUCCGCGAAGUCCCUGUCGAAGUCGAGCUCCCGUCGCCCAAGGUCGCGAUCCUCAAGUUCAAGCGCGGGAUGCAGCAAGGGCUGCUCGGGCGCAUCAGCCGCACCUCGAUCAUGGAGUACCACGCCUUCGGUAUCAUCAGCGAGGGCCGAAAGUCCGGCUGCCACUACAUGAUCUGCGGGGUGCAGGGCGACUUCACCAAGAACCUGGUGGCCGACCCGCCCAAGACGGUGUGGACCAGAGAGCUCAAGUUCGCCGGCGUUGGGCACGCCUCGGCCAUGUUUAAGCGAGGAAUCCGCAUCUGCACCGGAACUGGCAUCGGCGCUGCGCUGUCCACUUGCAUCCAGAGCCCGAAUUGGUUCCUCAUCUGGAUAGGGUCCGACCAGGAAAAGACAUUCGGACCGACCAUCACCGGGCUCAUCUACAACAACAUCCCCGCCGAGCGCAUGAUCCUCUGGGACUCCAAGAAACGAGGGGGGCGGCCCGACAGCGUGAAGCUGCUCAAGGAGGUGUGGGACAGCUUCGGCGCCGAGGUCAUCUUCAUCACGAGCAACAAGCAGGGCAACGACGAGAUGAUGCAAGGUUGCCGCGCAGCCGGGUUGCAUGCCUUUGGCACGCUGUGGGAUUUCUAGCCGGGCCGACAUCACGCCGACAUCAAAAGGGGCGGAUUUUAGGGCUGCGGCGGAUGAGAGUUUUGGAUUACUUACACACAUUGCAUGGGGAGUCAGCAUUUGUCCACUAGAUUUUUGUUUAUCUUUUCGUCACUCUGAUAAAGUCAAGAAGGAGAGAGCAUGGGUCAAAUCAGGAGUUGCAUGAUCGCCGGGGGC
Chaetomium fimeti is the source of this 1728-nucleotide messenger RNA. RefSeq lists its product as uncharacterized. The record is from RefSeq and is a predicted model, not a curated record. NCBI's taxonomy places the organism in Eukaryota, Fungi, Ascomycota, Sordariomycetes, Sordariales, Chaetomiaceae. The transcript has 10 exons. Bases 1 to 1533 code for a protein of 510 amino acids.